UCUGGCUUCCAGCCCCAUCGCAAGACCAUGGAUCGCCUUGCGCUCGGCCUAUCUCUUCUCUUCUCGUCUCUCCUUCUUUCCGAAUGCAGUGACAUAAUCUCCACGAGUUUCGCCGAUGAAGCCUCGCCUCUGGGGGCAUUCGAAUCGGCUCGCUUCGGCGAGCAGAUGAGAAGAGGCGUUUUCACGGCCGAUGCAAAGCUUUGCCACCGUGCAGGAUUUUUUUGUCAUCCUUAUGGAAGGCAUGGAGGCAAUGCCCACUUUGGCGAUGCUGCAGAGAAGACCGCCCUUGCAGCAAGCAAGCUCGGAGGGAAUGCUCACUUUGGUGACUUCCAUGACCGUGUACGCUCGCUGGAAGCCAGAGAUCUUGGCGGCAAUGCACACUUUGGUGACUUCAAAGAUCAUGGAGCUCUGGGUGGAAACGCUCACUUUGGUGACUUUCAUAAGGAUCACGGGCUUGGCGGAAAUGCUCACUUUGGUGACACUGGAUUGGGUGGAAACGCGCACUUUGGUGACUUCAAAGACCACGGAUCAUUGGGUGGAAAUGCACACUUUGGCGACUUCAAAGACCAUGACUUGGGUGGCAAUGCCCACUUUGGCGAUUUCAAAUCAUUGGGUGGCAACGCCCAUUUUGGCGAUUUCAAAGACCAUGGUUUGGGUGGCAACGCGCACUUUGGCGAUUUCAAAGAUCAUGGUUUCGGUGGUAAUGCUCACUUUGGUGACUUCAAAGACCAAAGUUUGGGUGGAAAUGGUCAUUUCAGAGACUUUAAAUACCAUGGAUCAUUGGGUGGUAACGCCCACUUUGGCGACUUCAAAGACCAUGGUUUGGGUGGCAACACGCACUUUGGCGAUUUCAAAGAUCAUGGUUUGGAUGGUAAUGCUCCCUUUGGUGACUUCAAAGACCAAAGUUUGGGUGGAAAUGGUCAUUUCGGAGACUUUAAAUACCAUGGAUCAUUGGGUGGUAACGCCCACUUUGGCAACUUCAAAGACCAUGGUUUGGGUGGCAACGCGCACUUUGGCGAUUUCAAAGAUCAUGGUUUGGGUGGUAAUGCUCACUUUGGUGACUUCAAAGACCAAAGUUUGGGUGGCAAUGCUCACUUUGGCGACUUUAAGGACCAUGGCAAUGGAGACUUCAAAGGUUUAGGUGGCAAUGCUCACUUUGGGGACUUCAAAGACCAUGGUUUAGGCGUAAAUGCUCACUUUGGUGAUGCUUCUCUAGGUGGAAAUGCUCACUUUGGUGACCACGGAUUAGGAGGAAAUGCUCACUUUGGCGAUGCUUCUGUCAAACCAAGCACUAGUUGCAAGAAGAACAUGCCGCUGUAUUUGAUCCAGAUUUUUACUGAGUACGAGGAAGAGGGUUAUGGAGGAAGGAAGUCACUGCACUCUAUGGACUGGGCAACCAUCAAAGCCUUAAUAGCGAAAUGCUCCCCUGGAAUGCUCCAUCACUUCUUCACACUGGAAGAACUCCGACAAAGAAACGGAACUGAAAGUGUCCUCCCAAACAUCCGUGACACUUAUCCUCCACGGGCACUCCUGCCAAGCGCAAUGGCUAAGCACACAAACUUCGGUAAGCGGAGCCUUGACUCAUACUUGAAAGAGUUUAACGUCCCAAAGGAGUCUCCACUGGCAAGAAAAAUGGCUUUCACUCUGGAACUCUGCAAUGACAAUGCUGGGGGGAAGAUGAAGUGUGUGGCUUCCAUGGAAGAAAUGGCCGAGUUCGUCACCUCCACCCUUGGCCCUGUGGAGAUUACCAUGGUGACAGGAAGCAAGGCUUUUGCAGCCGAGGUUGGAAAACCUAUCAAGCUUGGCGAGGUCAAGCCCAUCACGAAAGGCGACACUCUUAUGGUCGUCUGCCACACAACUAUGUUUCCAUACAAAGUUUACUUCUGUCACAAGGUGAGUAGCACCAGCGCUUCCAAAGUAAAUGUGAAGACCAGCAGUGGCAUGGAGCUCACUCCAAACGUUCUGUGCCACAAGAUGGGCAAGACUUAUGUUUGUCACUGGUUUGUGGAAACGGUCAUUAUGUUCGUUCCCACUGCCACUGUCUAUGCUUGAUUGUAUCUAAAAAGCUAAUAAUGAUGAUGAUGUUAAUAAUAAUAAUAAUAAUAAAUUUACGCAUUAAAACAUUUUUAA
This is a messenger RNA of Selaginella moellendorffii, 2130 nucleotides long. Its product is annotated as polygalacturonase non-catalytic subunit AroGP3. The transcript has 3 exons. Lineage: Eukaryota; Viridiplantae; Streptophyta; Lycopodiopsida; Selaginellales; Selaginellaceae. The coding region runs from base 28 to 2052 and encodes 674 amino acids. The record is from RefSeq and is a predicted model, not a curated record.